This is a messenger RNA of Peniophora sp. CBMAI 1063, 1719 nucleotides long. NCBI's taxonomy places the organism in Eukaryota, Fungi, Basidiomycota, Agaricomycetes, Russulales, Peniophoraceae. The record is from the annotation of a GenBank genome assembly.
AUGUCCAGCGAUGAUCACGACAGCAACGACGCCAAGCGAUACCCGUCCCCGCCUCUCUCUCACGGCUCUUUCGACUCGGACGCAGACGAGCUACGAGCGCUAGAGCUAUCUGACGGUCCUAGAUCUGCGGGAGGACCGAGAAGAGGCGGGCGCGGGCGCUCAUUUUCGCUCUCGGGCUUUGGCUUCGAAAACGACCUGUUGCCGCUCACUGCCAGUCUGGAUGCAUCCGAGGAAGUGAGGACACCCGGAGCAGAGAAGAGUAUUAGUCUAUUGAAUGGUGUCGCGCUGGUCGUUGGACUCCAAAUAGGAUCAGGCAUAUUCUCUUCUCCAGGUGUCGUCAUAGCCAACACCGAAACGGUCGGGGCGAGCCUCGUAGUAUGGGCUCUGGCCGGUAUCCUAGGUUGGACAGGCGCAAGCUCCUUCGCCGAACUAGGAUCCGCAAUACCUCUCAACGGCGGUGCACAAGCGUAUCUUGCAUACGCAUACGGACCUCUUACCUCAUACCUCUUCGCAUGGACAGCAAUAUCUGCACUCAAGCCUGGAUCCAACGCUGUUAUAGCACUCAUCUUCGCCGAGUACUUGAACAGGCUAUUCUGGCACGCCACACAGAGCGAGGAUGCGAACCCGGAUGCCAUACCGGAGUGGGCGACACAGCUCACGGCUAUCAUUGCCAUUGCCAUCAUCACGUCGGUCUGCGUCCUCGCACGCAGUCUCGGCACACGCCUCGCCGUCGUGUUCACGACCGUCAAGAUCGCAUCACUCGUCCUCAUCAUCGUACUUGGAAUCGUGCAGUAUGCGCGCGGACAUGCUAGCGCCUCGCUCAGUGGGGACAUUUUCGCUGGCAGCAGUACCAGUCCGAGUAGCUAUGCCCUCGCAUUAUACUCGGGUCUAUGGGCUUUCGACGGAUGGGACCAAGCGAACUAUGUCGGGGGCGAGAUGAAGAAUCCGGAGAAGAACAUUCCCCGCGCGAUUCACUCGAGCAUGGUGCUUGUCGUUAUCCUCUUCGUCGCGGCCAACUUGUCGUACUUCGUGGUCCUAGAUAAGAGCAUUGUGGCGAGUAGCAAUACCGUUGCUCUUGACUUCGGUCGCGCCAUCUGGGGACCUCUGGGGGGUUCGCUCUUCGCAGGAAUGGUUGCGUUCUCUUGCUUCGGCGCCCUCAACGGCUCGUUCUUCACGACUGGCCGCCUCAUCUACAUGGCCGGCAAAGAAGGCUACCUUCCAGCGCUCUUCGGCAAACUACACUCAACCCGCCGAACGCCCUUGAACGCCAUGCUCCUCCAAGCCUUCCUCACCUCUUUCUUCGUCCUCGUCGGCGGCGGCUUCCGCUCCCUCAUCAACUUCGCCGUCGUCGCCUCCUGGGCGUUCUACUUCCUCACCGUGCUCGGGCUCGUCAUUUUGAGGUUCAAAGAGCCCGGACUGUCGAGACCGUACAAGACGUGGAUCACGACACCGUUGAUAUUCUGUGGCGUGGCACUGUUCCUGUUGUACAUGCCCGUGGUGGCAGCGCCCAUACAAGCGCUCGCUGUUUUGGGUUUCGUCCUGGCAGGGAUACCGAUGUACUACAUCACACAGCGCCCAACGUCGUUACCCUUGCCAUCAUGGAUGGCGGGCUGGAUGGAUAAGUUACGCGGCCGGCCGGCAGCGCCUGCAGGCUUCGGGUGGGAAGCUGUUGCGACGGGUGAUGAGGUCGAGAUGGCGGAGGGUCGCCAUGGUCGAUGA